UCCUGCGGACAGUCUUGGCCCACUUUGUAAGGAAAAAUUAACGACGAAAAUGACUUGCAUGAAAUUUGUAGAUAUGACGAAGUCAGAAGGCUAACAGGUAUUGUUUAGCGUCCAAUUCUGGUGAUGUCGCGAUGAGUACUUUUAUGAUUGUGAAUCAUUAUAUGCCACGCCCAUUGUUUGGUGCUUAAAUUCACCCGUUGGGUACAUACAAGAUAAAGGAGCUGACCACCUCCUUCUUGACGUAAGAAAAGAAGUUUGUAGAGUGGAAAACCAAGAUGGCGGUAGCUGGUAUGUUCCUGAAGCUGUCCGUGUGUGUGUCUGUCCUGUGCGCGUGCGGCGCGCUGACGGUGGGCCCAGCUGACCGCCCCGUCGCGCUGGUCGUCAUCGACGUGCAGAACUGCUUCGUGCCGGGCGGGGAGAACCCGGUCCCGGGCGGGGCGGACGUUAUCCCCGUCAUCAACGGGCUGAGGGAGCGGUACGGGGACGGGCUGGACCUGGUGGUCAUGUCGCAGGACUGGCACUGCGCUGAUCACGUCUCAUUCACCUCGCAACAUCCAGGUUACUCUAACUUUGAGGUGAUGGAGUUGGAUUACGACUCGCAAGGCGCGCUGUGUACCGGACCUUCUCCGUACGCCGUGAACUGUACCGGCAGCGUCGCGCACAGGCUGAACCAGACGCUCUGGCCGGACCACUGCGUCAUCAACACAACAGGCGCGGAGUUCCACCCCCAACUGACUACAGAACCCACUGACCUGGUGGUACAGAAAGGUUACCGCUGCGAGGUGUGUGCUGAGUUCCACCCCCAGCUGACUACAGAACCCAGCGACCUGGUGGUACAGAAGGGUUACCGCUGCGAGGUGGACUCCUACUCGGCCUUCUUCGAUAACGGCGGGUUCCGGCAGACGGAGCUGGACUCGCUACUGCGGCAGCGGCAGGUGCGGAGCCUGAUCAUCACGGGGCUAGCGCUGGACUUCUGCGUGUUCUACACGGCGCUGGACGGGCGGCGGCUCGGGUACGACACGUACGUGGUGCGGGACGCGGCCAGGGGCAUCACUCCGGCGGGCGUGGAGCGAGCCAUGGCCGAGAUGGAGGCCGCGGGCGUCUCGGUGAUCCGGGCCGAGGACGUGGGCAGGGUGCUGGGGGUGUCCGGGUCUGCAGGGCUGGCGGGUCCCGCUGCGGUUACUGUGUUAGCCUGUCUUACUGCAGUACUGACUUCGUACUGAUAUCUUACUGUAGUACUGACUUCGUACUGAUAUCUUACUGUAGUACUGACUUCGUACUGAUAUCUUACUGUAGUACUGACUGUCAUAUUGAUAUUAUCAGGACUGCCAGAAAAGUGACAAUGUCAUUACUGCAAUAAGAGUAGGUAACACAAGACUCUAGACGUAGAUAUAUGUGGAGAGGGAGACCUCAAGCCAACCGUUCACACUUACGCCACAUCUUCAGAAAAGACGCUGGAGCCGUUUAGGAAUUUUAUUCGAACCGACACACAACAAACAUGUUUCAAGUCGAUCCAUUGAGAGAGUUUAGUAUAUAUAUGUGGAGAAGGAGACCUCGGCCAACCGUUCACACUUACGCCACAUCUUCAGAAAAGACGCUGGAGCCGCAUGUUCCCCGUCACACAACAAACAUGUUUCAAGACUCUAGACGUGUUCAUAUUCAUCCAGUGUUUUGCUACAUUAAUGACCAUACAAAUUCGUUAUUGUACCAAAACAAUUGGCCAAGUAUGUAUGGGUCUUGUGUGGUAGCUUUUUGAAGUCCGAUGUGUUCCAUGUAGACCUGUUGUGUUGCAUUCUCUUA
This is a messenger RNA of Branchiostoma floridae (Florida lancelet), 1800 nucleotides long. RefSeq names its product nicotinamidase-like. The transcript is spliced from 5 exons. NCBI's taxonomy places the organism in Eukaryota, Metazoa, Chordata, Leptocardii, Amphioxiformes, Branchiostomatidae. The coding region runs from base 276 to 1223 and encodes 315 amino acids. The record is from RefSeq and is a predicted model, not a curated record.